Messenger RNA from Neltuma alba, 912 nucleotides. RefSeq lists its product as uncharacterized. The transcript has 3 exons. NCBI's taxonomy places the organism in Eukaryota, Viridiplantae, Streptophyta, Magnoliopsida, Fabales, Fabaceae. The coding region runs from base 38 to 574 and encodes 178 amino acids. The record is from RefSeq and is a predicted model, not a curated record.
UUUUCUGUUGGUGCCCUGUGAGCAGCAAAAGGGGAGCAUGUCACUGCACCAGUGGAGCGCGUGUCUUGGGGCAAUUGAUAUCCUUAAUGCAAGAUGGACGAGAGAGUCAUCAGUUCCGAUAGCUCAACCCAGCAAAUGCAAUCAUUAUAAUGUACUCAAAUCCGGUCGGCGAAAGCGGGCAAUAGGGAAUGCCCAAAUCCGCCUUUCUUCACUUCAAUCAGCGGGCCUGAAUAUGACGAACCCUCCGCGACGGCCGAAACUGAAACCUUUAUCCGCCUCACUUCCUGUUCCGCCACCGCUUGACCUCACCGAAGACAACGUGCGACAGGCCUUGAUCGACGCCCGGGCGGAGCUUGGUCAGAUCUUUGAUGCUUCUGUCGGCAUCACUGGUAAGGUUGAGCUGGCUGAACUGGACGGACCUUUCGUGAAGAUUAGCCUCAAGGGUCGGUUUUGGCACAAGCGCUCCACUGUCCUCGCCAGAGUUGGUAAUUAUCUCAAGCAGAGGAUUCCGGAGAUAUUGGAGGUUGAUAUUGAAGAUGAGAAACAACUGGAUGAUAGUCCUGAGAAUUUUUGAGUUAGUGCCCCACUCUCUUGUGUUUCUGCUUAUCCUGCUCUUUCGCGCCCAUUUGCUAACUAAAAGUGAUUGGUGCAUUUUGUGCGUUGCAAGAAAAUUCCAACCGGGACAUUUCCUGUGCUCAGGUUAGCUCGUCCUCGUCCAUUCGUGGACUGAAGGCUGUUAGCUGGCGUUUGUUGGGAAAUAUUGAAAAUUAGGGAUAUAGAUUAGGAUUGAGAUUUAAAAGAAUGUUUAGCAUAAAAAAUUAUUUUUUAUAUAAGAUUAGUCAAACCCAUAUAGACGGAAUUGUGAAAUAUCAUGAGCUGAAGUGGUAUUCCUCAAUACCACCUCUGUGGGUU